Molecule: messenger RNA, 1097 nt
Organism: Aspergillus pseudotamarii
Lineage: Eukaryota; Fungi; Ascomycota; Eurotiomycetes; Eurotiales; Aspergillaceae
Exons: 2
Coding region: 89-1036 (315 amino acids)
Source: RefSeq, a predicted model, not a curated record
AUAUCUCUUUCACUCCUUUAUCCUGAUCCCCAUCCUUUCGCAACUAAUACUAUUGUUUAUCAAUAGUAUAUAACACCUUCCCGAUACGAUGAUAUCGACGUUUCCCAGUGUAUACCCCAGAAAUCCUCUCUCCCACUUCGCUAGUAUAGAAUCUCUAUUCAUACGGCCCGCCAUGUGCUUGUGUACAUACCACCACUACCCCUGCGGGCACAUUGCAUCGUUCACAUUUGAGAGCUGUAUCGAUAUAACCAACUUGGUGCGAGCAAAUAUCAAUCCGCUGAACCAUCAUAAGAUCAAAAAGCUCGAUCUGUUAAAUGAACGACGCCCUCAUCGUUGUUUCAAGUGUGAGGAGAAUUCCAGAGGCGCAUCAACCGCCAAUAGCAACCAGUCAUCUUCAGCAGCAAAUUCAAAAUAUAUACCCCUUGAAGGGGACACAGCAGACUUCCCUAUCAUAAUCAGAGGAAAAGUUAUACAAUCCAUGGGCCAGAGUGGUUAUUGCUUGGGUUGGGAUGCUGACAUUUCCUCUUCGGAUGAGCGACCGGCAUCCUCCAAGUCACUCGUUAAGACAUUUUGUCUUAGCAGACGAAUAAAACAUAGGCGCGACAAUGGUUAUCAUCGUAACCCAAGGGUAGCGUCACAGCGCGCGCCUGGCUCGAGUCGCCGGAUCAAAACUCUGUCUCAGGACCUCGCAGCCACGAUUGAGGAAGACCCCGGAUACGAGGCUGAAGAUGACGAGCGUGGUCGAAGCAUCCUCAAGAGCAGGCGGUAUCCCCCACAGUCUCAAGGGUACAUUCAUGAACUUACUGGCUCGUUUCCUGAAUCGGAUCAAUCUGUAUACGAUACUGCGCCUGAGGCUACCACACCUCUGAGUGAGGGAGGCUCCUCGGAUCUCGCGCACGAAAGCUCACACUGCAUUGGAGGCAGGGACAAUAAACGCAAGGAACAUACGACAAUUGCUGUCUUUUGGUACUCAAGAUGGUUGUCCCCUCCCCCUAGCGAGUUUGCCUUUAAGGGAAACCACACACGGCGAUACUGAGUCGCAUCCAUGUUUGUAGGUUCCGACUCUCAAUGAUCAGAGGUGCCACGAUUGACUAUAG